AUGCUGUGCUUUCUUCAGGUGGAGCUGAUUGUCAAUCCAUCUGAUGAAGUGAUCCCUCAGCUUCGCUCUGACUACAAUUUAGAAAGACUGGAUUUUGUCUUCAUGGACCACUGGAAGAAAUGUUACCUCCCUGACCUGCAAAUGCUCGAGGGCUCUGGUCUACUGGGAAAAGGAUCUAUUAUCCUGGCAGACAACGUGCUGUUUCCUGGUGCUCCAAAGUUCCUUAGAUAUAUUCGCAAGAGUGGCCUGUAUGAAUGGAAGAUCCACCGGGCCACGCUAGAGUAUAGCAAGGGCAUCAGGGAUGGGAUGGCUGAGCUGGUGUACCAGGGAAUCAAGUAAAUCAUGACAUCAUGGCAGGAUUUCAUAUUGUUACUCAAACACACACUUCAGAAACAGAAAUGUCCAAAUUCUUACUUCAUCUAAAGGGGUA
This is a messenger RNA of Neolamprologus brichardi, 430 nucleotides long. The record is from RefSeq and is a predicted model, not a curated record. Lineage: Eukaryota; Metazoa; Chordata; Actinopteri; Cichliformes; Cichlidae.